Messenger RNA from Spinacia oleracea (spinach), 1980 nucleotides. RefSeq names its product CRS2-associated factor 1, mitochondrial. NCBI's taxonomy places the organism in Eukaryota, Viridiplantae, Streptophyta, Magnoliopsida, Caryophyllales, Amaranthaceae. The record is from RefSeq and is a predicted model, not a curated record. The transcript has 5 exons. Gene Ontology annotation, biological process: Group II intron splicing. The coding region runs from base 76 to 1287 and encodes 403 amino acids. Gene Ontology annotation, molecular function: RNA binding.
UUGAAACUUUAAAGAAAUGAUGAUCGUGGUCUCAAACGGAAAAAAAAAAAUAGAAAAAAGAAAAAGAAAUAACCCAUGUUCAUCUUUCUCAUUCCCCGCCAAAACCUCCGCCACCGUAUUUGUCUCUCCUCCGUUCGCCGCCACCUUUCAACCACCUCCUCCAAACUCCUCACCAAAUACUCCUUCACUCCUCCUCCCUCUCUCCCACCUCAAAACCAAAACCAAAACCCUAACCCUAACCCUAAACCAUCCUCUCAAAACCUCCAAUCUCCAAACAAAAUCCGCAAAAAGCCUCUAUACCGCCCUCCCUCAACCCUAGAAACCGGCGAGAAGCCAUUGAGAUCAAAUCUACCCUUCGAUUUCCGGUACAGUUACACUGAAAGUAACCCCUCAGUAAGGCCCAUUGGGCUCCGGGGUCCUAAAUACUCCCCAUUUGGUCCGGGCCGGGUUAAACGAGAAUGGACCGGGGUUUGCGCUCCGGUGAAGAGCCCGAAAGUGAGGUCUGUAGAUGGGGAAGUGGAGGAUGAUUCCGAGUUGGUGGAGAAGAGGAGGUUGAUGAGAGAGACACUUCUUGGGCAGCCAUUGACUGAUGCUGAGAAGAAGAUUCUUGUUGAUAUGUGUGAGAGGAGUAAAGUUAAGAAACAAGUUAACCUGGGGAGAGACGGUCUGACUCACAAUAUGUUGAAUGAUAUUCACAAUCACUGGAAGGAUGCUGAGGCAAUCAGGAUUAAGUGCAUGGGUGUGCCAACUAUUGACAUGGAGAAUGUCUUAACCCAGCUUGAGGAUAAGACAUUUGGCAAGAUCAUCCACAGGCAAAGUGGUCUUCUUGUUCUGUACAGAGGUAGGAACUAUAAAUCCAAGAAGAGGCCUGUGAUUCCAUUAAUGCUUUGGAAACCCCAAGAGCCUGUGUAUCCAAAGCUAAUUAAAACUACAGUUGAGGGAUUAAGCAUUGAAGAGACAAAGGUAUUGAGAAAAAGAGGAUUAGCUGUUCCUGCAUUGACUAAACUCGGUAGAAAUGGAUACUAUGGUAACCUUGUAACUAUGAUCCGAGAUGCUUUUCUCGUGGAAGAGCUGGUCCGGGUAGACUGCACUGGUCUUGACAAGAGUGAUCACAAGAAAAUAGCCGUAAAACUUAGGGACUUGGUGCCAUGUAUCCCUGUUACGCUUAUGAAGGAACAGAUUGUAGUGUGGAGAGGACCGCACCAUGAACCUGCGGGGAAUGGAACUUUUCUUUCAGCACGGGAUUCUGUCGAGAAUUCCAUUGACAACUUGGUUUGGGAUUCUUGACGACACGAGCUUGAAUACGGAGUUGCUACAAGUUCAAGGGAGAUCUGGGAGCAGUUUAGUAUUUGCUUAAUGUCACAGAAGCUCUGGUGACGCAGAAGAAUUUACAGUACAUGGGUUAAUGAAAUCAACUUCAAUAAAAGCAUGUGGCUUUAUGCCUUUAUUCAGAUCUGAUGUCAGGAUAGUCUGCUGGAUCUGUUUGCUUAUUACUCUAAUCUUGAAUGAAAAAUGAGGUGGGUUUUCGACCUUUUUAAAAGUUCCAGCAGCCUGGUAUGUACCUUAUAACAAAAUAAAAUAAAAAUCUUUGAUUUACUUCGAGCAUGUUCAUUCAUUAUUUGCUAGUCGGGUUAAAGUUGCCAUCCUUUUUUAGCAUGGUUUCAUGUUCGGAUCUUCAGAAUUCUUUCAUAUCAAUCUUCUCGAAGGACGACACUUGUGGAAGAAGAAUAUGAAUCAGGAAUUGGAAAUUGCUGAUUUGAAAGGAACUUCGAUGCAAUGUUGUGGGAUAUGACUCGUUUUUAUAGUUUCUGCAAUUUUGUUAACUUUGUAAAUUAUGCCAUGUGUUUAGUUUUUCUUUUAGUUGUACUCCAUUGUUUGACUUGUUGUGAAUAUUGUAUGUAAUUGUUGCCGAUUUGGUCAAAGAAGUGGAGUAGUUGGAUGCGGCAUGCCAUGUGUAUUAUUUGAAUCUUUUUCAGGUAA